Messenger RNA from Oncorhynchus kisutch (coho salmon), 3514 nucleotides. RefSeq names its product protein lin-28 homolog A-like. Gene Ontology annotation, cellular component: cytoplasm; nucleus. Bases 177 to 923 code for a protein of 248 amino acids. Gene Ontology annotation, biological process: pre-miRNA processing. Gene Ontology annotation, molecular function: zinc ion binding; mRNA binding. The transcript is spliced from 4 exons. The record is from RefSeq and is a predicted model, not a curated record. Lineage: Eukaryota; Metazoa; Chordata; Actinopteri; Salmoniformes; Salmonidae.
AAGAGAAAUCCAUAGAAGAAUAUGCUGAAAAUCUAUGGGGGAACCCACGUUGGAUCAUGCACGCAAAAGUAUGGUCGCUCGAAUCAGAAUAUUCGACUGACGCAGAGGAAUAAACAAUAUCAAGAACAGCAGGGCUUAUAUCACCGAAGUUUGGAGCGGAAACUUGGCAGGGAAACAUGGCCGAAGGAGGGGUGGGCAAAGGUGGUGAUAGAGGAGAGGAGCCAGGAUCCUUGCAGGGUGGGCAGCAACAGUCCAUGCACGGCGCAGGCCACUGCAAGUGGUUCAAUGUGCGGAUGGGCUUCGGAUUUAUAUCCAUGACCAGUCGUGGGGGAACUCCCGUAGAUCCUCCUAUGGAUGUAUUUGUUCACCAAAGCAAGCUGCACAUGGAGGGCUUUCGCAGCCUGCGGGAGGGAGAGCCACUAGAGUUUACUUUCCAGAUGUCCCUCAGGGGCCUGGAGUCUGUACAAGUCACAGGCCCCGGGGGAGGCCCCUGCUUGGGCAGUGAGAGGAGACAGAAACCCAAGCCCCCAGCCCCACAGCAGAGAUGGAAGCCAAAAGGAGACCGAUGCUAUAACUGUGGAGAACUAGACCACCAUGCCAAAGAGUGUGGCCUGCCGCCCCAGCCAAAGAAGUGCCACUACUGCCAGAGCGCGACGCACAUGGUGGCCCACUGUCCUCACCGGCCCCCCGGCCCCUUGUCUCCCGGCCCUGCCACAGCCACUCAGGGAAGACGCACUACUGUGGACCAGUACCCCUCUACCUUCACCACCACAUCCUACAGCUCCAGUCCCAGGCAGGGAAACAGGCACUCCCAGCCCUCUCAGGACAGUUCCUCCCCCCUCAGCAAGUCCUCCAGCUCUCCGGAAGACCCGGCACAGAUCCAGAGGAGAUCUGGAGGACACCACAGGUUGAAACAAUCCUGAUCCACAUCCACCAUGGACGGAUGCCACCUGUUAGUAUUACCUCCGGUCCAAUAAAACCACCUUCCUUCAGUCUGAUCAGUCUCCUCCUCACACAGACACAUCCUGAGCUACAUCCUGAGCAACCUCAAGCAGAUCCACAUUUCUAACCAAAUGGACAGUAAAGUAUCUAUUUUACUUCCCCAAUCCCUCCCAGAUUCUCCCUCUACUAAACUGUGUACAUCUUAGCUACCUCCUGGGCCAACUCAAACCAUCUCCACAUAGAUAGACCUAUACUCUUAGCUACCUCCUGAGCCAACUCAAACCAUCUCCACAUAGAUAGACCUAUACUCUUAGCUACCUCCUGGGCCAACUCAAACCAUCUCCACAUAGAUAGACCUAUACUCUUAGCUACCUCCUGGGCCAACUCAAUCCAUCUCCACAUAGAUAGACCUAUACUCUUAGCUACCUCCUGGGCUAACUUAAUCCAUCUCCACAUAGAUAGACCUAUACUCUUAGCUACCUCCUGGGCUAACUUAAUCCAUCUCCACAUAGAUAGACCUAUACUCUUAGCUACCUCCUGGGCUAACUUAAUCCAUCUCCACAUAGAUAGACCUAUACUUUUAGCUACCUCCAGAUUCAGACCAGAUUCAGCCUCAUCUACCUCAGACUGGUAGGGAUGGUCAGUCACCCUUGUGUAUCCAUCACUCAGUCAGGUUCAUUGACAUCCACUCUACUAUCAAUUGGGAAUGGGACUGACACACAAACAGCCAAAGCAAUCUUGUUCUUUCUUUUUUGAUAAUUUACCUCAUCUGAAGUCUAUUGUCCCAAAGCUCAGUCUGUUCAAAUUCACCUGGAUUCACCUGGAUUCACCUGGAUUCACCAUUCACCUGGAGUCACCUGGAUUCACCAUUCACCUGGAGUCACCUGGAUUCACCUGGAUUCACCUGGAUUCACCAUUCACCUGGAGUCACCUGGAUUCACCUGGAUUCACCUGGAGUCACCUGGAGUCACCUGGAUUCACCAUUCACCUGGAGUCACCUGGAUUCACCUGGAUUCACCUGGAUUCACCAUUCACCUGGAUUCACCUGGAUUCACCUGGAGUCACCUGGAUUCACCUGGAUUCACCAUUCACCUGGAGUCACCUGGAUUCACCUGGAUUCACCUGGAGUCACCUGGAUUCACCUGGAUUCACCUGGAUUCACCAUUCACCUGUUCCAACGGGAAGUAUUUCUUAGAUUUUCUUUCUCUAUUUUGGAGAACUACACAGGGCGGUUUGAAGCCUUUGUUUUCUCUGUGCGUUUUUCAUCAGACGGUAGCCAAAGACACCCAAACCCAAUCAUACCUCUUAGGCCCGGUUUGCCGGACAAAGAUUAAACCUAGACUUAGUCUAGAACGCCCUUUCAAUGGAGCAUCGUGAUUGUCAUUGAACGUGCUUUUUAGUCCAUGACUAGACUAGAUCUGUGCCUGGGAAACUGUUUCUAACUAAACCAAUGCUAAUAUGAUCAUUUGUCUGUUCAGGGCAGUGAAGAAGUAGUAUGCCUCCUCAUGGUCUCAUUCAUCCUCAUCAAUAAGAAUACUCCAUGUAAAUAUUAAGAUGUAUGUUGAAUGCAUUUAUAAGGAGACACGGUUUAUGUUUCUUCUAACUUUACCCACACCAUAUAUCAUGACCAUACAGUACUUUCUCUCCCACAGGGUACAGCUGCACUGACUGACUGUGAAAAGGGAUUCUCAGUGUGUCAGCGGAGCAGUCACUUCUUAUUGUGUGUUGACAAAUCAAACUUAAUCUAAUCGAAUGACCUUAGUAGGAAGUGUAAGAUGACAAAUAAUCAAUGGGGUGAAAUGUUUGCCUUCAAUCCUUUGACUGCGUGACUGAAGGGCAUGAUACUGCAUGAAACAAAGCCCAGAUAUGUUCUGUAAUGCAGCUAUGAAUUGAACGUCUAGGCUCUGCUAUGUUUACUGACAGUGAAUACGUGUUAUACUCAUAGAUCGUAUAUAUAAUCAAACAUUAGCACAAACCAAACUAGAUCCCUGGAGGACUCAAAUUUUAUAUUUUCUCGCAGGAGAAAGAAUGCUCUCAGGGAACUUACCAAAAAGUUGACUUUUCAUUUUGAGGGGAAUCAUCAUCAUAGAACUAAAUGUGUUUUUGUUUUAAGCAAACCAUGUGAUAUUGAGUUAGUGUUCGACUCUAUAGCCUUAUGUACUGAUCUUAGUAACUACCUCUGAGUUCCAGGUAUACUGUUAUUAUGUCCAUGUUACAUUGUAAAUGGACAUGGCCACAUCUGUGUGAACCUGUGUGUUAUUGUAAGUGCAUACCACCAUCUAGUGGUCAGUUCUGGUCAUUUAUAUUCUGUUUACAUUAUGGUUUCUGUUUGUCUUAGCAUUCAUUGGUCACACCACUUAGACAAAGGACCAAACUGAAAUCCUACACACGGGCCUUGUUCACAGAGUGUACAAAACAUUAAGAACACCUUCCUAAUAUUGAGUUGCACCAUCCCACCACCCUUUUAUCCGCAGAACAGCCUCAGUUCAUCGGGGCAUGGACUGGUGUCGAAAGCCUUCCCCACAGGGAUGCUGGCCCAUGUUGACUCCAAUGUUUCCAACAGUUGUGUCAA